Messenger RNA from Verticillium alfalfae VaMs.102, 1263 nucleotides. Its product is annotated as DNA replication regulator SLD2. The record is from RefSeq and is a predicted model, not a curated record. The transcript has 2 exons. The coding region runs from base 1 to 1263 and encodes 420 amino acids. Gene Ontology annotation, molecular function: single-stranded DNA binding; DNA replication origin binding. NCBI's taxonomy places the organism in Eukaryota, Fungi, Ascomycota, Sordariomycetes, Glomerellales, Plectosphaerellaceae. Gene Ontology annotation, biological process: DNA replication; DNA replication initiation; mitotic DNA replication preinitiation complex assembly. Gene Ontology annotation, cellular component: DNA replication preinitiation complex.
AUGCCGAGAUUGGUACAUACAUCCUCUCUCAUUUGUGGAUCUCUGAACGACCCUGCUAACGAGGCAGCCCUGAAAUACAAGCAGUACAACAAGACCCGUGACAUACUGUCUGGGAAGAUUCCACCCCCCUCAGAACGCCCAAAGUCAGAGAAGCGACAAUCAAAUGACGUGCCGGUACAAACGCCUUCAAAACGUCAAAAACACCUUGCAACCCCCUCCAAAUCACGAAACGCCUCGCUCGAUGCCACGCCCUCAAAAUCACUGCCACCUCUCUACGACGACGCCAACACAACCACCCCCUCGAUUGCCCGCCACUUGUUCAGUCCCGCAGCACCACGGUCGAUUGGGCCCACGCCGCAGCGAGAUGGCCGCGUCAUGGGGUUGUUUGAUCUGAUGUCGGAGCGGGAGCUGGGAACGCCCUCAAGAGCGAACGGGGCAUCGCAGACAGCCAAUGCUCCUCUGUCGUUGUUCGCCACUCCGAGCAAGCGCAGCGCAGCCAACUUAGAGGCCGCCACCACUCCAAAUUCUUCCGGAAAAAAGCGAAAAACGGAUGGCUUCGUCACGCCCUUGAAACUCAAGAAUAUGAACGCCAACGGUGACAAGACACCGUCCUCGUCAACGCUGCGCAAGGUCGAGGAAGAGGCACACGACGACGAUAUGGACGCGCUGCGUGAGAUGGAGCAAGGCGAGACGGGGCUGGUGGCGGCGCCGGCGCCGAUGCAGAUGAAGCCUCCGCCAAAGCCACAAGACGACGUCCUGGUGGCCGACAGUCAGGUCAUGAACCUGCCGCUUGGCGGCUUCGAUGACGAGGGCAUGUAUGACACCGAGCCCGAGGAACAGCUGGGACGUGACGGGCAGCCAUUGAAGGUAUACAAGAAGAAGGGACAGAAGAGGACGACAAGAAGGUCGAACAUGAAGCCGGUGCAUCACAAGAGGCCGACGGCAUCAGUCGAUGGCGCGCCCGCGGAGGACGACGACGUGGUUCCUGAGACGCAGAUGAACCCCAACAAGGAAAACGAAUACGCAUCAGGCGACGAGGCAGAUUUUGUGCCGUCAGACGUCGAGGGGUCUGACGCAGAGGCUGCCAAGGCGAAGAGCUCGAAGAAGACCGUUAAGAAGACGAAUGUGAAGGAAGGAGCUGUCAAGAAGACGGCCAGGAAAGUUAACGAGUUUGCGCACACCAAUUUCCGGCGCCUGAAGCUCAGAAACACGGGCUCCAAGGGCGGCGCUGGUUUCAACAGCAAAUUCCGGCGCAGGCGAUGA